Molecule: messenger RNA, 1298 nt
Organism: Puntigrus tetrazona (Sumatra barb)
Lineage: Eukaryota; Metazoa; Chordata; Actinopteri; Cypriniformes; Cyprinidae
Product: protein leg1a-like
Exons: 6
Coding region: 45-1130 (361 amino acids)
Source: RefSeq, a predicted model, not a curated record
GCCACUGACCAGAGCACUUCGGCAGUCCAACUAGAUUCCUCAGCAUGGAUUUCAUCAGAGCGGCGGCUGCUGUAAUCUUGUUGGCUGUGCUCGGCCAGGCAGCAGUAGUGAGUGAGGAUGGACUUCCUAUUAAGUGGGGGAAAGCCCCGAGCGAGCUUUCCCAGCUGCCCACCGCCGACGGGGUGAUCCAGGUAAACCCGUGGGAUUAUUUACAGCGGAUGGCCUUGUACAAGCUGCUGAUCAAUUCCACCGAUCCCUACAUGAGCUCAAUGGGCCCUGGAGACAAAGAGAAUCCUCUAUGGAGUCUUCCUCUGCAGCUGGGAUGGAAGCUCAGAUCAGGUCGUCUGACUGACCCAAGCCCUGGCAGCAGCAGCAGCUGUGGACUGGAAAGCUCAGAACCGGUUUGCAUCUCUACUCAGAGCUGGUAUGCAUGUAUGAACUACUACAUGUCCGUGCUUCCAUUCCUGGCAGCAGUUCAGACGGGUGUAGUCAAGAAGGGUGAGUUUCAGCUUCAGAUCCAGGUUCCAUCAGAGGUUUCUCAAGAUUACUGCGCCAACUUCACAGACUGUUCCACCAAACAUCCUGAUGCCAUGACUAAGUGGGAAAAAUUUUUCCAGUCUUUGCAGCAGAUCAGUGACUCUGAAGACACAGACUUCAGCAAGAAGGACAAGAUCCUGGGACUGCUGUGGGCAGCAGAAGAGGCGUCUCUACAAACAGCCUCCACAGCCUGCAGUGAAAGGCAGAAGCUGUACUCCUAUCCUGAGGUACGGUUCGCACAGGGCUGGCUCAACUCGGCGGCGUUCGUAGCAGCUGCUCGUUUCCACGCCAACGUCGAGAGGUCCGAGAAGUUAAUGGCUCCUCUGCCGAGCCGAGUGCUGCAGGAGUCUGACAAACCACCCAACAUCGAUGAUCUCAGCGCCGAGGAGAACCACGCACUCCACAUCUUCAGCUGGAUGAACAGCAUCAAUACCCUGCUCGGUGGUUCCCUCGUGAAUCUGUGGAGGAGUGCUAUGUGUUCACCUCAGGCUCGGGAGAAAGGUCAAGGCCUUCUUCACGACCUCAUUCUUGACCCCAAGUUCCCUGGUAGCAGUCUGAUGGCAAUCCUGACUGAGAUGUCCACCAGCUGUUAACAAUCGCCAGAAGAUAUAAAAACUGACUAGAAUAAACUUGUUUCUAGUAAAUAAAAGCAGUUUACUGUAUGAAUCUGCAGACGACACUGUCAGGGUAAAACCUACGGGAUGCAGCAGUGUAAAAAUCGUUUUUUGUCUUAAACCAAAUAAAAACGUAAGACCGAAAAA